Messenger RNA from Coccomyxa subellipsoidea C-169, 912 nucleotides. RefSeq names its product UV-endonuclease UvdE. The transcript is spliced from 5 exons. The record is from RefSeq and is a predicted model, not a curated record. Lineage: Eukaryota; Viridiplantae; Chlorophyta; Trebouxiophyceae; Coccomyxaceae. Gene Ontology annotation, biological process: response to UV; nucleotide-excision repair. Gene Ontology annotation, molecular function: endonuclease activity. Bases 1 to 912 code for a protein of 303 amino acids.
AUGGAGCUGCGGGAGCAGAAGCCACCGAUCUUCACAAACCGCGACUGCAUCCAGAAGACCUUCCUGGACAAGGGGCUGCCCUACAUCAGCAGCCUCGCCCUCGAAAACACCCGCGCCCUCGCCGGCAUCAUUCACUGGAACCACCAGCACGGCAUCCGCUUCUUCCGGCUGUCGUCCAACAUUUUGCCCUGGUGCACGGAGUAUGAUCUGGAGCAGUUGCCGGACUAUGCCGCCAUAGCCGAUGAGCUGGCGUUUGCGGGGAAGCUCGCGCGCGCGUACGAUCAGCGGCUGACAUUCCACCCUCCCCACUUCAUCAAGCUGGGCGCAGAGGACGGGCCCCUGGUGGACAGAAGCAUCAAGGAGCUCGAAGUGCACUCACAGGUGUUGGAUUUGAUGGGCUACACGCCGUCGCAUGAGAACAAGGUGAACAUCCACGUCGGCGGAGUGUACGGCGACAAGGAGGCCACGCUGCAGCGCUUUGCUGCCAACUUCCGGCGGCUGAGCCCCGGCUGCCAGAAGCGGCUGACGGUGGAGAACGAUGACAUUCCCAACUCCUACUCCAUGCAGGACCUCCUGCCGCUGCAUGAUAAGACUGGCAUCCCCUUGGUGUUCGACUUCCAUCAUCAGAAGUUCUGUCCGGGGACGUGGACAACAAAGGAGGCUGUGCAUGCUGCGAUAGCGACAUGGCCAGAAGGCGUCCGCCCUGUGGUGCACUGGAGCGAGUCACAGGAGGGCCGCAAGCCGCAUGCACACUCCGACUACGUUUCUGGUCCCAUGGAGCUGUAUGGGCUGGAGGACAAGGUGGAUGUGAUGAUAGAGGCCAAGUGCAAGGAACGAGCCCUACUGCGCUUCAGAGAGGCACAAGCAGCCGGGCCCACGCCAGACAUGCAGUUGGCAGUCAAGUUUCUGUGA